ACGUGUGCUUCUGGGGUGUGGAGGAGCACGACGGAGAAGAGGGAGGAGACGAAACAUCAGUUGCCAGCAUGGCGUUUACUCUGUACACCCUCAUCCAGACCGCUAUUCUGUGCACCAACGCCAUCGCCGUGUUGCACGAAGAGCGUUUCCUCAGCAAAAUCGGCUGGGGGGCUGAUCAGGGAGUUGGAGGUUUUGGGGACGACCCGGGAGUCAAAGCGCAGAUACUGAAUCUCGUCCGUUCAGUUCGGACCGUCAUGAGAGUGCCGCUGAUAAUCGUGAACUCUGCGUGCAUCGUCCUGUUAAUGCUCUUUGGUUGACCAGUGAUCACUGAUGCAACCAAAGCAAGGAACAGAGGAAGGAACAGAGACACAACGAUAAUACACCCUUCACACACUGAACAGUCUGCAGCACCUUUAAGGAUUUGUGGGGCUGUCCAGCAAUGGCAGACCGGAAAAAAGCCAGAGACUGCUCAA
This is a messenger RNA of Fundulus heteroclitus (mummichog), 473 nucleotides long. RefSeq names its product immediate early response 3 interacting protein 1 (gene ier3ip1). The transcript is spliced from 3 exons. Bases 69 to 317 code for a protein of 82 amino acids. NCBI's taxonomy places the organism in Eukaryota, Metazoa, Chordata, Actinopteri, Cyprinodontiformes, Fundulidae. Gene Ontology annotation, cellular component: Golgi membrane; endoplasmic reticulum membrane; COPII-coated ER to Golgi transport vesicle. Gene Ontology annotation, biological process: endoplasmic reticulum to Golgi vesicle-mediated transport. The record is from RefSeq and is a predicted model, not a curated record.